CCCAAUUUGUGAUUAUUCCCACUAGAAGUACGAGUACUUCUACUUGAUAAAGGAUUUUUCAUUUUUCCAGAAGAAAAGGCUUUGGUCACUUCUUUCUCGAAUAAAACAAAAGAUAGGAUACUCAAAAUGUGGGCUUCUUUCGUACUGGUAAUAUUCUCUAUAAUGACAAUGGUUGGCGAGGCCUUCCUCCCGCCAAACCCAAAGAAUUCCGCGAGAACACAGCACAAGAGUGUCSUGCAGCUGCAGAGUGAAAACAACGAAGAAACUAGUCGCCGUGAUUUUGUCAGCACGACCUUCGGUUUUGGUGUUUCCGCAGCAACUGGACUCGUGAUGGUAUCGGGCCAACCCGCGCUUGCUGCUGCAGCAAGUCAAGAGGAGAUGGACAAGGCUAAGGUGAUCAAAGGGUAUCAGAGACUGCAGUAUCUAUUGGAUAACUGGGAGAAAGAAACCACCGUUUGCGGAAUGGGUGGCGACAAAUUGGAAGUAUCCUGCGAUCGCACACCGAUUAAGGUAAUGGACUACCUUGGUUUCAAGUCCACAACAGAUCCAUUGUACAAGGGCGAGAAGACACUUCGACGUCUGUACGAUAUCGCGCCCGCCAAUCGAGACUCUGAGUUUAUUGAGGCCGUGGAAAUCUUUAGUGAGAACGCCGAGGAAGCUUCGAGUAUGGCCUUCGUAUCAAGUUGGGGAGAGGCCAACCCAGGUGAGUAAUUUUUUCUUGGUUCGCAUAGUAUGUUGCGUUCUGACUUCACAAUGCAAUGCUUCCAUCUUUGAUGUUCAAUACUUUCAAAGUUCUCACAUCUUCCUAUCSCUUUGUCGUGUCAGGGGGUGGAAAAGAUCGCGUAGAGCUGUUCAUCGAGCGUGCAAAAAAAAAUGUUAUAGCGACCCGAAAUAGUUUGAAAACAGUGAUUGAUAUUCUCGAUUUAGACGCUAGCAAAAAAUAAUUAUUUUUGAAAAAGUGGUCUUGGCACAAGAUAUUGUCAAAGCAAGAAUUUGAAGUCAGUAAUACAAAAAUAAAUUCUUAACUUUUUUCAUCGCGCAUUAAUUUCCCUGUUCUUUGAUGCUUAGAUAGAACGAAUGAACAUAACUUUAGAGUCACUUCUUCUCAACGUCGCCGUUGGUACCAUUUGUGUUGUUAUCAUUGUCAGUUUCCUCUGAAUACGUGUUUGUUACUCGCUUGUAGGUGUUGCGUGUUCGGUUCACAAUAGAAAAUGCCAGUGCCUCCAGGAAACGAUUCAAUCUCUCUUGUAGUGUUUCCUUGAUGACUACUUCGGAAAACUCGGUUGUUUCAUAGAGCUGUAAUAAGUUUUGUCGCUGUUCUGUAAAACAACUAGGAAAGAAGCCUGGAAAGAACCGUUGGAUGGCACCGAAAACGAGAACGUGUCCCACUGGUGAAAGUGGGAUGAUGAGAAUUAUAACAACAGGAAUGAAGGUGAUGACGUCUUUGAAAGUGCGUCUACACAUUUCAUUUUCGUGAAAUAGAAAACGGAUUUUGUUAGAAAUAACGUACAAAGCGUGGUGUCACUCUAAUAGARCAACAAGUGGAAUAGUCGAGUCGAUUCGAGCUAAGCAAGAAGUGCCAAAAAUCUUCGAAACAAGAGCUACAUACCGAAUUGUUCGCACUUCACGAGGCUUGAGUGUCACACCUUGGGCAGCGCGUCCGAUAAGACUAACGGAAUACAGUACAUCACUCCAGAACAGUCGAGUCCCCUUUACAUAGAACAUGAUGCCAGUCUUUGAACUUAUGACUAAAUCAUUUAGCCAUCGAACAAUCGCCUCCCGAUCAUAAGUCAAACCAGUGACAUAAUAAUCUAUACCAAGUCUCCGUUUGAAGUCAGUCAUUUGCUCUGCAAUGACAGCAAGAAUAUCGGCAUCCAACACACCCUUGGAAUUCAAGUCUUUGCUGCAACUUUCGACUUGGCUCUCUAGUAGUCCAUACUCAGCAACGUUAAGUCGAUCUUGAAGUGGAAUAUACCCUUUGGUAGUGGGAUUUUCCAACUCUGUCACCAAAUAUGUAUAAAUUCGCUCCAGCUCGUAAACCAAGUUUUGAUAGGAGACUUUUUGCUCGAGGAUCAGUAAAGCCUCUGCUGAUUGACGGAUUUUGUUUCGCAAGGUAGGGUUCAGGGACGCUAACUUGACGUUUGCAACAGCUUGUCCAGCUUUCAGUCCUGUAACCGAAUAUAUCCAAAUCAUAUGA
Molecule: messenger RNA, 2197 nt
Organism: Pseudo-nitzschia multistriata
Lineage: Eukaryota; Bacillariophyta; Bacillariophyceae; Bacillariales; Bacillariaceae
Source: the annotation of a GenBank genome assembly